This is a messenger RNA of Diatraea saccharalis (sugarcane borer), 1847 nucleotides long. The record is from the annotation of a GenBank genome assembly. Lineage: Eukaryota; Metazoa; Arthropoda; Insecta; Lepidoptera; Crambidae.
AAAAAUAAACAGUUUGUUUAUUUCACAGAACAUAGUUUACUAUGUCCAAUUAAUUAAUGAUGAGUUUGAAACCUUUGAAUUAAAUUAAGUUUUGUCACUUAAUUACGUUAUUAGCAGUAUUAAUAGGUAACAAUCAGAUUAUCGAUUUGCUUGUUGGUAGGAGAACCGCAAAUAAAUAUAACCUCAAAAUGUCUGAUGAUGAAGAUGUAAUUGUUGUAAAGAAGAGUAAGCAAGUCCAUUAUGGGUCGUUGGAAGAACAGGAGAAAGCUCGGCUGGCGGCCCUGGCCGCUGCCGUCAGGGAGGGCGCUGAAGACUCCGGUGGCAAAGAACUUGGAGAUAUACAAAUUUCAAAUGAAUAUAUGGAAUUGGAAGAAGAAAUGUCUAAAGACAAGAAGGCACUUUUAGAGGAGUUUGAACGGAGACGCAAAGCCAGACAGCUGAACGUAUCCACGGAUGAUGAUGAGGUCCGUAGGAGUUUGAGACAGUUAGGAGAGCCUGUGUGCCUCUUUGGUGAGGGUCCUGCGGAAAGAAGGGUACGCUUAAGAGAUCUACUAAGCUACCUUGGAGAAGAUGCUAUCCACAAGAAGAUGGAAGAAGAAGAGGCUCGUAUAGAGAGGGAUAGAGGUAGGGAAGGUACCUGGUACCAUGAGGGACCGCCAGAACUGAGGGAUGCUAGAGUAUGGAUAGCGAGAUACUCGCUGCCAAGAGCUAAAGAGAGAUUAAAUAAAGCGCGCGAAGACUUGAAACAAGCGGGUAGCGUUCGAGCAGCUGCUAAGCAAGAGUCUCAACGAAGGGCGGCAGCUAUGGCGAUAUAUUGCAGCCAGAUUGGGGACACGCGACCAAUAAGUUACUGCAGGUUUAGCGGCGACAGUAAAAUGCUCAUCACAUCUAGCUGGUCUGGUCUCAGCAAAGUGUGGUCUGUACCGGAUUGUACUCCGUUACAAGUACUCAAAGGGCACUCUUGCAACGUAAGCGCGGCCACGUUCCAUCCUCACGCUAAAAUACCGCAACACUUCCAAGAUAAGAUUAAUAAUUCCGAAGAAAAAGAAGCACAGGUCACUGAGCCAAUGGAGACAUCUGAAGGUUCUGCAUGCACUAUGGCCUCUUGUGCUUACGAUGGAUCCGUUUAUCUGUGGAACUUCAACAGUGAAGCUCCUAUAGCGUCUUUGGACGGGCACGGUCCGUCACGCGUGUCCCGGGUCGAGUUUCAUCCCUCGGGACGUUUCUUGGCCGCCACAGUGUUUGAUAAUUCAUGGCGUUUAUGGGAUUUGGAGACUGCAACUGAAGUGCUGCAUCAAGAGGGGCACGCUAAACCUGUCUAUUGUAUAGCUUUUCAAGGAGACGGAUCGUUAGCUGUUACUGGCGGUAUGGACGCGUUCGGUCGCGUUUGGGACAUGCGCACCGGCCGCUGUGUAAUGUUCCUGGAGGGUCACCUGGGGCCGGUUCUGGGGGUGGACUGGGCACCUAACGCCCACCAACUGGUCACCGCCGCCGCAGACCAUCAGGCUAAAAUCUGGGAAUUGAGGCAACGAUCUAUUUUAUAUACGAUACCGGCGCAUACGCAUUUGAUAAGUGACGUCAGGUAUCAGCGUAGUAACGGUCAUUUCUUGGUGACGUCAUCGUACGACCGCGCCGCCAAACUGUGGGCGAGUCCCGCCUGGCAUCCGCUGAGGACAUUAGCGGGACACGACAAUAAGGUAAUGAGCACGGAUAUAUCAUACGACAACAAGUACAUAGCGACUUGCUCCUUCGACAGGACGUUUAAGUUAUGGGCGCCUGAUCUAUCUUAGUGUUGAUGUAAAUAAUUAGUUAUAAGUGUAAUAUUUUUUGCCAAUAAAGAUUUAUUU